Molecule: messenger RNA, 965 nt
Organism: Drosophila ficusphila
Lineage: Eukaryota; Metazoa; Arthropoda; Insecta; Diptera; Drosophilidae
Product: deoxynucleotidyltransferase terminal-interacting protein 2
Exons: 2
Coding region: 76-900 (274 amino acids)
Biological process (GO): RNA processing
Cellular component (GO): nucleolus
Molecular function (GO): RNA binding
Source: RefSeq, a predicted model, not a curated record
CUGUCAAUCGACGCCAAUCGAUGUCUCUGAAACUUAUUCACACGUGUUUGCUGUUAAUCAACAAACAAAAUAAAAAUGGAUUCAAUUUUUAAACUGGAUCCAAAAGGCUAUCAGAAAUGUAAAGGUGAAAAGGAACCCAAUAUUGUUUACGAGGGAAAUUGGCUUUUGUCAAAAAAGAACGAAAGAAACGUCGAAGUGGAAGAAGUGAAACUUUUUGGCCUCGAUCUUGAUUGUUCAAAUGUUCUCAAUGUUGUAAGUUCUUUGUUUGACAAUAGAAAGUCCACAUCAAAAACUGACAAGCAUUCAGAUGUAGUAGUUGAACAUGUGGAAAAUGUGAAAAACUCCAAUGAACAGAAAAGUUUGAUUGGAAAUCUCACAUUGCCGGUUAACAAUGGUAACCAAGAUUUGUUCAAUUGGCGACAAACUGCAGAAGUGGACAUGCGAAGGUCGAAGCGGGCGUUGGAUCCAGGUCUUGAUCAGCGAUGUUCGCUUCCUAAUCUGGGAAAGAGGCGGCAGUCCAUAAUCAACAGAACUGAACGCGCCAAAACCGCGGGAUCUGGCUGGUUUGAUUUGUCCGCAACCGACAUUACCGAGGAAAUGCGAAACGAACUUAAAAUCAUACAAAUGCGAUCAGUGUUAAACCCCAAACACUUUUACAAAAAAAGCGACUCAAAAAGUUUACCAAAAUAUUUUCAUAUUGGAACUGUUCAAAACUUGGCUAUAGACCACUACAACGAAAAGAAAGCAAGAACGAGCAAGGCUCUUGUUAAUGAUCUGCUAGAAGAUCAAAACUUUCAAAUGUUCAACAAAAGAAAAUAUAAUGAAGUGAUUCAGCGCACCGACAAAUAUGCCCAAAGAAAAAUCAUUAAAAAAAUGAAAAAACUUAAGAAAAACAAAUAAAUAAAAUAUGUAUGUGGUUGAGCUUGAUUAUUUCUUAGCUGUCAUCACGUCCCUUUUCAACAAAA